Lodderomyces oxycetoniae is the source of this 2457-nucleotide messenger RNA. RefSeq lists its product as uncharacterized. Lineage: Eukaryota; Fungi; Ascomycota; Pichiomycetes; Serinales; Debaryomycetaceae. The record is from RefSeq and is a predicted model, not a curated record. The transcript has a single exon. Bases 1 to 2457 code for a protein of 818 amino acids.
AUGUCGUUGAAAUCAUCGAUAUUCAGCACAACUAACCAAUCAAGUACCGCCCAAACUAAGAAACGAGCAGUAGCUUCAUCCUCAAAUGCAUCGUCGGCCAUAUCUAGGUCAAAAUCCCCCGGGAUCUAUGGUAGAAACUCGAAACCAAAUACUCCGAAACUGUCAUCCUCAUCCUGUUCCACAUCUUUAGCUGACAAUAGUAGUAACAGCCCAGCGCCAACUUCACCCCUUAAUUCUGCUACUACCGAGGUAUCGGCAUGGACCUUAAAUGAUCUUUUAACAUCAUAUGACAAUUACAGUUCUUUACCACCUAUGCUAUCCCCUUCCAUACCGAAUGAAGUGGGAUGGUUCACCAUAGUGAAGCUGGAGGAAGGGGCUCUACCUAGUGCAAAGAAACCCACUACUUCUGCGGUAGAACCUGAUAUUAAUAUAGAAAAGCGACAGGUAGUGGAAAGUCAUGGUAAGAAGGAAAAGGAAAAGGAAAAGGAAAAGGAAAAGGAAAGUGUGUCUUCUCAAAUAUGUAAGCCAAAAGUUAAAAAUACUCCUGUGCCUAGUGAAGGAAAGAAAGAGAGUAGUAUACCUUCAUACAUGCUAUCGCCUACUUUACCAGCAAUAUUCGAUCAAAAAGAUACAAGCAAACCAAGUGCAUCUCGUGCUACUUCUAAAAUUCGAAGCAAGAGUCCCGAAAAAGUAAAACCUUCUAGUCCAAAGAUAAGAAGCAAGAGUAGUGCGGAAAAGCUGUAUACAUCUAUUCCACAACUGCCGGUAGUAACGAUUAUCAAUACCAAAGCCGCCUCGUUUCAAUGGAUAAACAAAUGCUAUAACACUCAGAAACCGAAAUUCCUAGUUCGGGUAAUUGCCAAUAACAAACUCAAGUACAAAAGUCAUUUUAGGAAGUCUCCGAGUCCUUCAAAAUUAAGCGGAUUUGAAAUAAUACGAGAAAUUCAUAAUGGGCUGCCAAAACAACGUGGAAAAUUGACAAAGACAGAGAAAGAAAGGGAAGAGCCGACUAAGAUGCGAAAACAAAGUGAUGACGAUGAGGAGCAAGAGGAACAGCGGAAGGACAAGGAGGAGUCGUCUACAAAGAAGCGAAAGCAAAGUGAGAAAGAAAAUCGGUUGCGACUGGAAGAAGUCGAAAGGAAAACUCAAAAGAUACAAGAAAGAGAUGACCGAAGUGGAGAAAAAACAUCGCUACAAGUCGAAGCGGUUCCUGAUACAUCUUUGAGGGAGUUCUCCCCGGGGGAUAAUAUUAGUAAGGACCUCUCCGACACCAAGUCCAAUGGUCUGACCAAGAGCCUCGAUAUAUCCAAAGAAUUGAAUGAGCUCCAAAUAGAAAGAACAAGGUUUGCAAGGUAUAAACAAGCCAAACUAAAAGAAUUGGAGGAAAUUGAAAAGUCCAACAAAGAAAUGGAACUUCGACUUCAAAAGAAAGAACAAGAAUUGAGAAAUAUGCGCUCUGAUUGGCACGGCGGCGAUGAACAUAGGCGACAGUCACGAAAGUCCGAAUUACCACCAUUUACCAACAAUAUCAUGCACUUGAAUGAUCAAUUUUUGACACCUAAUCUCAACAAGCAUGGUUCAGAAGAACUCAGAAACAUAUUAAGCGAUAAAAAGUCGUUUUGGCUGACACAGGUGAGAAAUGCUCAAUCUUUUUGUGAUGAAUUAACGGACCAGCAUCGCUCUCACCACCUGCGUCAUUCCGAGGGAGAUGAAACUUCAUCAGUAUUACCGGUACUCGUCAAGAUCGAUAUACUCAUAAUGAGAAUAAUUUCAUGUGAUUAUGAUGAGAGAAGCAAGACAGUGGCGCAAGUGCUACCCAGUGAGAGAUUGUGGAUGAGUUUGGAUAAAGAGAUCUCGACAUUUAUUGAUGAUUUGAAAAAACUAAUUGAUGAGACACCGGUCUCAUCACGUAUCAAGUUACAAUUCGUGUUUUUGCAAGUUAUCAAAUGUUUGAUGUUUUUACUAAGAGCAUUGAUAAGUAAACGAGUUAGUGCCAUACUAGAUCAUGUUAUUGAGAGCUACCGUGCAAAAACCAGUGAUCGUAAUCGAAAUGACCAGCUUUUGAACAACAAGAUUAUUGAAUUACAAGUACAGGAGCUAGGCUUGCGUCACAGCGAAUGUGACUUUUUCGCCAAUGCACAACCGGCAUUUUUAUACUCGACAAUUGAAGGGAAGUUUGUUGAGACUUGGAGUAAGAAGAGUUUGGAGUUGAGUGAUCUUCAUCAAAGACAACGACGUGAGUUAAACAAUAAACUUACUAGCUCAUCUUUAAAGCCCCUGGGAACGGGCUCUUUAUCAGCACCAUUUUAUCUACCUAUUGGGUCGUAUUCUAAUUUAAGUGAAGUGACAAAUUUAUUAUAUUUUAUUAGCUGUGAAUUCAUCGAGUGUUGGAAUAAAUCAUCUGCUUCCACCAUACAAUAUACCCUUCAGAGCGGUCCAUUACGAUCUAUAGAAUAG